GUAUAGAGGGUGGCAAGGAACAACAGGACAGAACCAUGGGGACCACUGCCUCCUGGAUGCUCCUCCUCCUCCUGCUGAUGCCCGUGGAGGUCCAGGAUAGUUCUGUUUUCCAUCUGGCUGGGGAUUACCUCCUGGGGGGAUUAUUCACCCUCCAUGCCAACGUCAAGGGAACAACUCAUCUCAGUUACAUGCAGGUGCCCCAGUGCAAAGACUAUGAAGUGAAGGUGCUGGGCUACAAUCUGAUGCAAGCCAUGCGUUUUGCCGUGGAGGAGAUCAAUAAUGACAGCAGUUUGCUGCCUGGGCUGUUGCUGGGGUACGAGAUGGUGGAUGUGUGUUACAUCACCAACAAUAUCCAGCCUGUCCUCUACUUCCUGGCCAAGGAGAACUUCAAUCUGCCCAUCCAGCAUGACUACAGCAGCUAUGAGCCCCGAGUGGUGGCUGUCAUUGGCCCUGACACCGCCGAGUCUGUCAUCACCGUCAGCAACCUCCUUUCCCUCUUCCUCCUUCCACAGAUCACCUACAGCGCCAUCAGUGAUGACCUUCGGGACAGCAGUAGAUUCCCGGCUUUAUUCCGCACCAUUCCCAGUGGCGAACAUCAGGUCGAGGCCAUGAUUCAGCUCAUGGCCCACUUCGGCUGGAACUGGGUCAUUGUCAUUGCAAGCAGUGAUGAUUAUGGCCGGGAGAACAGCCAACUGUUCAAUGAGAAGCUGGAGGGGAGGGAUAUCUGUAUUGCCUUCCAGGAGUCGCUUCCUGUCCCCUUGGCCAACCGGACCAUACUCCCCCCGGAGAAGAAAAGGAUAGAGGUCAUAGUGGAUAAGAUCAAGAAGAGCACAGCCAACGUGGUGGCUGUGAUGUCCUUGGACCUGGUCCUCUUAGACUUCUUUGAGGAGGUCAUCUGUCAGAACCUCACGGGCACCGUGUGGAUCGCCUCAGAGUCCUGGUCCAUUGACCCUGUCAUCCAUAACAUCUCCAAUAUCCAGCUAGCUGGCACCUUUCUGGGCAUCACCACCCAGAACAUCCCCAUCCCUGGCUUCAGUGACUUCAGGGUCAGGCAGACUUAUGUCAAGAGGCCCGUGGUGAGCAAGAAUAGGUCAGAGCCCACCUGCAACCAGGAAUGCGACAGCUGCCUGGACACCACGAUAUCCUACAGCACCAUCCUCACUCUCUCUGGGGAGCGUGUGGUCUACAAUGUCUACUCGGCCGUCUAUGCCGUGGCCCACGCCCUGCACCACCUGCUUGGCUGCAAUGGUACCAGCUGCUCCAAAGGCGUGGUGUAUCCUUGGAAGUUGCUCCAGGAAAUUCGGAAGGUGAACUUCACCCUAUUGGGUCACAGAAUAUUCUUUAACGAGAAUGGGGAUCCACCCUUGGGCUUAGAGGUCAUUCAGUGGCAGUGGGAAGAGGGCCGCAACCCCUUCGAGAGCAUCGCCUUCUACAGAUCAGACCGACGGAAGUUGUGGAAGGUGGCCACCAACAUCUCCUGGAACACACCCAACAACAUGGUUCCCUACUCAGUCUGCUCCAGGAAUUGUCAGCUGGGUCAGUGGAAGAAACCAGUGGGGCUGCAUACCUGCUGCUUUGAGUGUGUCAACUGCUCGGCUGGGACCUACCUCAACCAGUCAGAUGAUUCUGAAUGCCAGUCCUGCCCAGAGAAUGAGUGGUCCAGGGAAGGGGAUAGCCGGUGCUUCAAGAGGCACCUGCGGUUCCUGGAGUGGCAGGAGCCGCCCACCAUCAUCGUGGUGGUCGCUGCCAGCCUAGGCUUCCUCGGGACGCUGGCUAUCCUCAUCAUCUUCUGGAUGCACUUCCAGACCCCCAUGGUACGUUCCGCGGGGGGCCGGAUGUGCUUCCUCAUGCUGACCCCGCUGCUGGUGGCCUAUGCCUCGGUGCCUGUGUACAUAGGACGGCCCACCGUCCUCAGCUGCCUCUGCCGCCAGACCCUCUUUACCCUGUGCUUUACGGUCUGCAUUGCCUGCAUCACCGUCCGAUCCUUCCAGAUCGUCUGCAUCUUCAAGAUGGCGCGUCGGCUGCCUCGCGCCUAUGGCUACUGGGUCAAGUACAAUGGGCCCUAUGUCUUUGUGGUGCUGAUCACUCUGCUUAAGGUGGUCAUUGUGACUACCAAUAUUAUGGUCAUACCCACCAACCUCACCACUCAAUUUGACCCUGACGACACUCAGAUAUUGAUUCUCAACUGCAAUGCCAACUACAGCAAGGCCUUGCUGCUUAACACUAGCUUGGACCUCAUCCUCUCUGUCUUUGGCUUCAGUUUUUCCUAUAUGGGCAAGGAGCUGCCAACAAAUUACAAUGAAGCCAAGUUCAUCACUCUCAGCAUGACCUUCUACUUCACCUCUUCCGUCUUCCUCUGUACCUUCAUGUCCGUCUACCAGGGGGUUCUGGUCAACAUCUUUGAUGUGUCCGUCACAGUGAUCAAUUUGCUUGGCAUCAGCGUGGGGUAUUUUGGCCCCAAGUGUUACAUGAUUCUUUUCUACCCUGAGCGUAACACAUUGGCCUAUUUCAACAAUGUGAUCCAGGGCUACACUAUGAGGAAGGAUUAGUCUGGGCUGGCUGGGCAAGGGGGAGACAAAGGGAGAGGGGUUAGGAAAUCCCUUAACAUUUGAAUCAGUUGGACGAACUGAAGGACACCAGACUUACUCUGAUCAAGGCUUAUGUCCCCCAGGAAGUUUUCCUUGAUGGACAGUGAUGACCUCAUUUUUAUCUUCCUUUGACUUUUAAACCGACAGGCAGUCCCUGAUUUGCCCUAUUCAAAUUUCAUCAGAAUUGGUCCUCUUCUGCUGACUCAAAAAACACCGAAGCUCGCUUUUCUCCAGUUAGUCUUGGGGGAAUAGUGCAAGUGUAGGCUGAUUCUGGUGCUAGUGAGUUCUCGAGCACUGGAGCUCUUCAAGGGGAAACCAGUUGGCCAUGGGUGUUGUGGAGAAGAUUCCAUGUUUAUCCAUCGCCCAUGGUUAUCAUGGAUGUCGUAGAGAAGAUUCCUGUUCUCGUAGGGGUUGGCCUAGAUGAACUUUGAAGUCCCAUGACUCUGGCCCUUUUCGGGCUCCAAAACACAAGUCAGCUUUUUACUUGAGUGAUACUCAGCUGCCAACUGGUGGUGACGAUGGGCAAUGAUAAGCUCAUAUUUAACCAAAUUUGUGAGGCCCUUUAAAUGAUCUAGUCGUAGGUUUUAUAGGAUUUAGAGCUAAAAGGGACCUUGGAGACCAGCUGACCCAACUUCCACAUUUUACAGAUGGGGAAUCUUUCACUUCUGCUUUUCAGCAAGACUUCCAGUUGUAUACUGUAAUUAUGAGUAUGCUGGUAAAUGUCUAAACAACUGUCUCUCUGAAAAAAAUAAAUGUGCACAUGA
This is a messenger RNA of Vombatus ursinus (common wombat), 3352 nucleotides long. It is a transcript of the gene TAS1R2, whose product is annotated as taste 1 receptor member 2. Gene Ontology annotation, biological process: sensory perception of sweet taste; G protein-coupled receptor signaling pathway. The transcript is spliced from 6 exons. The coding region runs from base 36 to 2549 and encodes 837 amino acids. The record is from RefSeq and is a predicted model, not a curated record. Gene Ontology annotation, cellular component: sweet taste receptor complex; membrane. Lineage: Eukaryota; Metazoa; Chordata; Mammalia; Diprotodontia; Vombatidae. Gene Ontology annotation, molecular function: sweet taste receptor activity; G protein-coupled receptor activity.